AUGAUGAAACAGACACCAUUUCACAAAGCAACUUUAAGCUCAAACCAGCAGGUUAUGAUAAAAGGAAAGAGACAUGAAAUCUUUAACUACUUCUCUCUUCUAUCUCCUGCUCUGUAUCAAUCUCCUGCCCAACUUCACUGCUUCCCAAAUCCUUUUUCAGGGCUAACUUUCAUAGACAAUCAUGAUACAAGCUCCACACAAAACAUUUGGCCAUUUCCAUCAGAUAAAGUCAUGCAGGGAUAUGCCUAUAUUCUCACUCACCCGGGAAUUCCCUCAAUUGUAAGUUUCCAAAUUUGA
Messenger RNA from Prunus armeniaca (apricot), 297 nucleotides. NCBI's taxonomy places the organism in Eukaryota, Viridiplantae, Streptophyta, Magnoliopsida, Rosales, Rosaceae. The record is from the annotation of a GenBank genome assembly.